Molecule: messenger RNA, 1845 nt
Organism: Pyricularia grisea
Lineage: Eukaryota; Fungi; Ascomycota; Sordariomycetes; Magnaporthales; Pyriculariaceae
Exons: 4
Coding region: 1-1845 (614 amino acids)
Biological process (GO): transmembrane transport
Molecular function (GO): transmembrane transporter activity
Source: RefSeq, a predicted model, not a curated record
AUGUCUUCCAGGUCUGCAGAAGUCACUUUCCCCAAAGAGAUAGAUUCUACGUCUCAUCUGGCACAAGAGGUGAACUCUGCAUUUGAUUUCACGGGGAAGCAACAGAUGAACAAAAACACAUCCAACAAGCCCUGGUCCAGGACCAGCUCCUCAAUCUCUGGAAAGCGAAUAGUGGGCAAGGACGACACCGUUUAUCCCUCGAAAGGCAAGGCCAUCGUCGUCAUUGCAGCUCUGAACCUCUCGGUGCUGCUGUUGGCUCUGGAUCAGACCAUCCUAGCCCCGGCCCUCGGUACCAUCACCAGCGAGUUUGGAACCGUCAAAGAUAUUGGUUGGUAUGGAGCCGCCUAUCUCCUCACCAACUGUGCCCUCACGCUUCUGUAUGGCCGACUGUACACCAUCUUCAACAUCAAAUGGACCUUCUUGUCCAGUAUCUUCAUCUUUGAGCUCGGCUCCAUGAUCUGUGCCAUCGCUCCAACUUCCGAAAUCUUCAUCUUGGGCCGAGCCGUCGCCGGGGCGGGAUGCGGCGGUCUUUUCUCGGGCACAGUGGUCAUCACGGGCUUCACCUUGGCACUGCACCACCGCCCGGUGGCUUUUGGCAUGACGGGCGCCGUCUUUGGUGUCGCGAGCGUUGCUGGGCCUUUGCUUGGUGGCGUGUUUACUGACCACAUAAACUGGCGCUGGUGCUUCUGGAUCAACAUCCCGAUUGGUGCCGUUUCCAUCCUCGUCGUCAUCUUCUUUGUUCACAUAAACCGCGACAACAACCCUCAGCGCAAGAGCCUCAUCAACCGAAUCAGGGACAUUGACCUGUACGGCAUCGCCGUCCUCUUCCCGGCAUUGGUGUGCUUCAUCAUGGCCAUCCAGUGGGGAGGAACCGAGUUUGCCUGGAACAGCCCCCAGAUCAUCGGGCUCUUUGUCGCCACCGCCGUGCUGUGCGCAAUCUUUGUCUGGGUGGAAGUGCGCAUGGGAGACGAUGGGAUGCUGCCGCCGAGGCUUUUCAAGAACCGAGAUACCGUGCUUGCGUUUGCCUUUUCCGUGUCUUUCUCCUCGGCUUUCAUACCUUUGAUUGUUUACAUUGCCAUUUACUUCCAAGCAAUCUUUGGCGACAAGGCCAUUGACGCUGGCUUCAAGCUGCUUCCGCUGCUCAUCUCUUCCGUCAUCUGCAGCAUCGCCUCCGGAGUGGUCACGACCGUGGUUGGGUACUACAACCCCAUCGCCCUGAUCGGCAUGGUCUUGUUUGCCGUCGGCGCGGGCCUCAUCACCACCUGGACCCUGACCACGCCGAUGGCGGCCUGGUUCGGGUUCCAGCUCAUUGCGGGCGUGGGGACUGGCCCGGGGUUCCAGGUCGGCAUCAUCGUCGUCCAGAACGUCCUGCCGCACGACUGGAUCCCCGUCGGCACCUCGGCCGUGCAGUUCUUCCAGAAUAUGGGCGGCGCCGUCUUCAGCGCCAUCGCCCAGAGCGCCUUCCAGAACGGCAUCGUCACCUCGGCCGCCGCCAGCGUGCCGUUCCUCCCCCCGGCGCUGCUGCUCGAGACGGGCGCCUCCAACAUCCGCCAGACCCUGAGUAACCUGACCGCAUCCGCAGACCUGGGGCCUCUGAUCACCGAAGCCGGUGGGUUCGACAAGGUGUAUGAUGACUUGCGUUUUGCUUACUUGGUCGGGUUGAAAAAUACCUUCUAUGUUGCUGUUGUCUGCGCUAUAGUGUCAUUUUUCAUCGCGUGCGGAUUCCGCUGGAUUAAUCUGAAGGACAAGCCAGCAGAUCCUUCCCCCGAGGCCGGCCAAGUUGUGGUGCCGGUUGAAGAGGAGAAAGAAAAACCCGCGACAGAGGCAGCUGAUUCCAAGAGUUGA